CAGGAUUUCUAUACGAUGAGAUCUCAGGUGACAGUUUCUGGAAAGCUGAGUCAACGGUCAGCUUUAGCCUGCAGCACAUGUCGUAUCAAGCGGGUCAAGUGUGACUGCCAACAUCCUUCUUGCUCAACGUGUAAUACAGCCGGCGAGAUCUGUGAAUACACAGCUCAGGACAGUAAUAGAAAGCCUCCAAGCAAAUGUUAUGUCGAGGCGCUCCAGGAGAGGAUUAGGACAUUGGAAGCCCAACUCGAACGGUUCCAAAGCGACGCUGGAUCUCAGGAUAGAGCCCCGUUGAACUCUAUUGAAGACACUUGCAGUAAUUCAGAGGGUGAUUCUAUUCCUGACGAUUCAAUCUCCUACAGAUCUCCGAUCAGGGAUACAAGCGACCGACUUGGAGCCCUCAACAUCGGCGAGGAUGGCCAGAUCCACUACUUCGGUUCCAGGAGUAACUUUUCGCUCUUGAAAAACAGUCCUGUAGCAAGUUCAACAGUGUCAUCGCAUGACCUACAGAAACAGGCUGCAGAUACACUAGACCAAUUGAAUCUUCUCGUUGAAGUAUCCGAUGAGUUACAAAAUCAUCUCUUGGACCUCUUUUGGAGGUGGCAGAAUACAUGGCAGUACCUUGUCGUCAAGGAACUGUUCCUCGAGGAUCUGCACAUCAAUCACUCCGGCCGAUAUGCUUUACCUCUGUUGCUUUCCGCUGUCUUGGCGCUUGCUGCUCGAUAUUCGGAUCGUGUUGAACUGCGCACAGAUCCUCUUGACCAGAAUACGGCUAGAAAUGCAUUGGCCGAACAGGCCAAGACGAUACUGUUUUACGAGAGCCAGGUGCCUAAAGUAACGACAGUCCAGGCAACAGCACUACUUGGAUUGCGAGAGAUAGCUACUGAUAAAGAGGCUCUUGGGUGGAUGUAUUGCGGCAUUGCAGCGAGAAUGGCCUUCAAUCUUGGACUUCAUCUUGACCGUAGCCACUGGGCCGAUAGCGGACAUAUAACGAAAGAUGAAGCUGAAGUUGGGACUAUUGUUUGGUGGGGAUGCUAUGUUCUAGAUAAAUUGUUUAAUAUUGGGCUUGGUCGACCAUCCACUAUCCAAGAACACGAAAUAUCCGCCGUUCUGCCUUCCUUUGAGCAUAGUGCAGAGUAUGAGUCCUGGAAUUCAAAAUCUCCACUUGGUGAACCCAUUGUCUUCCCCCGAAGUCAUCAAGUCUCCAAUGUGUGCGCUACAGUCCAGCUAUUCAGGGUCACAUCAUCAGCACUAGAUGAGAUAUAUAGGCCUGGCAGCCAACAUGCCAAGUCUCGAAUCAUGGAGCUCGUUACCAAAACACAUGUCAAUAUCAUCGAGUUUCAAAUAAACCUUCCAAGCUGUCUUCGUCUUCUUUCACCGUCGCCACUCGCAACCACACUACCUCACAUCUACUUGCUUCACCUCCAGAUUCAUGUUGCUGUAAUCUUACUGCAUCGACCGUUUGUUGGAGUGCAGCGAAGGACAUUGGACCCUGGCAGCUUUCAUCCCAGCACCGGAUCAAGUCAUCUUAAGGAGUGCAGUCAGUCCUCACAUUCCAUCAGUAACAUUUUCAAGCUCUACAGUAAACAUUAUACUUUACGACGAAUACCAAUCUCAGCCAUCCACUGUGCUUUCACGGCAUCAAUAAUUCUUCUCCUCGAAGCAACCUCCACAGAUUCCAAGGACCGUGACAGUGCUAUAGCUUCACUCAAAGUGUUGGCUGAAGCGCUCACUGACAUGAGUACUGCUUGGGCCUGGAGCCAACGUGCGCUCCUUGCAAUUCGCCAAUUGGCGCGGGAAUGGUCCGUAAGUGAAGAUGCAUUUGGUGCACUUGGGAUCAUUAAAUCAGAAUGUGGGAAAGCGACUGGAGAUGCUAUCAUUGGCACAACACAAGCACUUGAUGGGGAUGAUUCUAGCAGUUCCCUCUGGGUAGCAGAAGGCGCUUAUUGCUUUGACAUGGACAUUCCUUUCAUGACUAGGGAAGGCUUGAACUAUCAGGGAUGGAUUGGUACACUAUUUACAGAACCGGGGCUUCCGCAAGACGCUACUUGAGCAAAGGAACUAGAAGAUAAACUAAGUUCUGUG
Fusarium redolens is the source of this 2082-nucleotide messenger RNA. Its product is annotated as fungal-specific transcription factor domain-containing protein. Gene Ontology annotation, molecular function: DNA binding; DNA-binding transcription factor activity, RNA polymerase II-specific; zinc ion binding. The record is from RefSeq and is a predicted model, not a curated record. Gene Ontology annotation, biological process: regulation of DNA-templated transcription; DNA-templated transcription. Bases 16 to 2049 code for a protein of 677 amino acids. The transcript has 8 exons. Lineage: Eukaryota; Fungi; Ascomycota; Sordariomycetes; Hypocreales; Nectriaceae.